Molecule: messenger RNA, 6975 nt
Organism: Symbiodinium sp. CCMP2592
Lineage: Eukaryota; Dinophyceae; Suessiales; Symbiodiniaceae
Source: the annotation of a GenBank genome assembly
AUGCCAGGCGGCGGAGAGAUCCAGGGGAGCCAACCGCAGAGCUCUGCACCGAGUCACGGCACCAGCUGGAGAGACCGGGAUCCACCCCCGGCGUUUGAUGGGAGAAAUCCCGAUCGUGCUUAUCCAAAGUGGAAGAAAGAGCUUGACCUUUGGAAGUUUGAGACCGAGGUCCCCAAGGAGAAGUGGGGAGUGAAAGUCUGGCGCCAACUGGAGGGCUCAGCGAGAGCCGUGGCGGACGGACUAACGUUUGAAGAGUUGGCUUGCGAGAAAGGACUCGAAAACUUGCUAAAGGUGCUCGAGGAGCACUACUCGCCCCAUUUGGAGGUGUCGCUGCCGAAGGCCUUUGAGGACGCGAUCUACGGCAACCUCCGAUCCCACAAGGAAUCUUUCAGUGACUACGUCAUUCGAAUGGAGCAUGCAAUGAAAGAGCUGGAACGCCAAGGUGUCAAGUUGCACGACAUCGCUGUUGGCUACGUGAUGUUCAGGCAUGCGAAUCUUUCGGAUGUACAGGAGAGUCAACUGCUUACUUGGGGCGCUGGCAAGUAUGAUAGAAAAACAGUGGUGACCAAUCUUCGACGACUAGAUAAGGGUGCCUUUGAUGUAAAGAGGAAGUCGGCUCACUACUUGACCGAGGGCGACGAAGAGACUGAGGACCCUCACGGCGAGAUGGCCGAGAUUUACCACCAGCAGGAGGACGUCGCGGACUCCGACCUCGAUGAAGAGUACGUCUACAUUGGUGAAGAUGACUUGAAAGAGAUAUACGAGGAGGAGCAUGUGAUGGAAGCCUUGGCCACCUAUCAAGACAUCCGCAAGUCGAUCAGGGAUCAGCGAAACAGCCGAGGCUAUUUCCCCACCGGGAAAGGUGGAAAGCGUGAUCAUGGAAAAGAUCGUGGGAAAGGAGUUGGGAAGCAGAAGCCUGUGCUGGAUAUCAAGGGAGCUCCGAAGAAUCCCAUGAAGUUCAGUGGGAAGGGCACCAAGGUCCAUGUCGACCUUUUGAAACUUCGUACGAAAUGUGCCAGAUGCGGAGUGGUGGGCCACUGGGCCCGUGAAUGCCGAAACCCUCCAGAUGAACGUGGCCGUCAGUCCACAUACCGUUCGGCACCUUCGACUACUCAGUCGUCGGUUUCCUCACCCUCCGCUCGUUCGGGCUUUUAUGUCGAGACUACUCCCGCUGACCGUAUGGACUCGAGCAGCUUCUUUGGCGAAAACAGGUCCGACUGCUACAUGUCCUACAUUCCCACGUUUGGCCGCCUUAUGUUCUCAGUGGUGGGAAAGAGUGCUAGAGCAUUGCCCGACAAGCCCCCGGCAGAGAAUCCUGAGUCCUUUGUUGGGGUAACCACCACCGCUGGCGAAGGCAUCGUCGACACGGCGGCCCAGGACGGAUUGGUCGGCAAGGCGGCGUUGCUACAGCUGACCGAGGCGUUGCGCAGCUUUGGGCUUCAGAUAAGGUGGAACACUCAGAAGAAGGCUCAGGCAAGUGGUGUGGGAGGCAAGGCAAAGGUGAUAGGCAUCGCCGAAAUUCCGAUUGGCAUCGCUGGAGUGAAUGGUCUUCUAGAAGUGACAGUGGUGCAAGACAACGUGCCCUUGUUGCUCCCGAUAAGACUACUUCGGCAACUCAGGGCGAUCGUGGACUUGGAUCGCGACGUGCUCCAGCUCAAGGCCUACCGGGUUGAAACACCGAUGCACAGCUUGCCCUCAGGACACAUGUCAAUCUCUGUGACUUCUUAUGCACCAGAGGGUUGGAGCCUGCCACAUGCUGCUGCUUCGCAGAGUUUGAAGCAUGAUGAAUACGUGCUCAUGACCACUGGGUUUCUCAACCAGAGCAUGUAUCCUCUCGAGGGUAGCAGUGUGAAGACUCUCAAAUUCGACAUCGGUGACGACAAUGGCGAAUCUCCUCCUGCACCGAAUGCUGGACCAGAGGACGAGGGACGAACCGAUGCGUCCCGGAGGACCGCCAGCUGCUGUGCUACGCAGCAGAAGGGCAAUCAAGAGGUGGAGGUGCCUAGGAGAUCGGCUGUGCGACUUGAUGCACCUGGUGAAUCUCCGAACAAGGGUUUCCGAAUGGCUGCCAGAUGGGUCUUUGCGGCUCUUGGGGCUGGGAACCUCUCCAAUGCCGGAUACCAGGUGGCACCGUAUCUUGGUCAACGCAAAACCAAGGAUGCCCCGACUACUUCGAUGACGGAGUGCACACACCCGGCGCACGAGCUGAAAGGGGCUGGAAAUCAGUACUCCAAGGAGAUUUGGUGCGGCAGAUGCAAGGCGAGAUGGGAGUACCUCAACCCGGAGAAGCUGGCCCAGGCCGAGAUGGAAAAGAAUAUGGCGGUGAGGAACCCUCCAAUGGUGGAUGGCGCGAGCUUGGCCCGAGGAUCCGAGGAGCAGCUGGUGGUGUGCAACUGCAAGAACCCAGCGACGAAGUGGGAAGUGCGGAAAGCGGGACCAACCAAGGGCAGGCACUUCUACCGGUGCCGUCAACGCCUGUGCGACUUCUUCCUGUGGGACCCGAUGGAACAGGAGAGAAUCCGGAGCGCGGGGCAGAUGCAGGAGCCACUUCAGAUGGAGGUGGAGGCGAACCGCGAGAAUGUCGAGCAGGUGAGGAACCAGAUGGAGACCAUGAUGAAUGCGCAGGCGGUGGCUCACCAACGGGAGCUGGAGGAGCUCCGAACGCAGCUCGCGUGGAUGCAAGGGUUCGCUCAGCAGUGGCAGAUGGCCCAGAAUCCGGAGAUGGGAUCAAUGGAUGGCUUUCAGAUGGUUCAGGCAAGGCGGAAGCAAAUGCAGGCAUUUUGCUUGCGUGCCCCAGCACCGUGGAUGAUGACUUUGUCAAGAGAUUACUACAUUUGGGAUGAGUCUAACUACAGUUGGGUGCAUCAGUUUGGUUGGUUACCUCGUGAGUUACGUGAUCGGAAGUUUUUGGCUGUGUUUGACGAUUUGCAAAGUAUGACGAUGUGGAGUGAUCAGUAUGGCAAGCUCAAGGCCCUUACUGCUGGCGAAAAGAAGAAGUCAAUGAAGGCUCUGGACAAUGCGACCAAGGCCAGCAGCUCCACAGUCAAGUAUGAAGUGCUGGAGGCAGUAUCACCUGCAACAAUUAGCUGUUUUGUUGAGUAUGACAACGCGAUGGCCAAUUUGGAUCCGUGUUGCUCAAAUCAGUUUUGGACCGAGUUGAGAAACCGAAGCCCCAACCUGCUGAUCUUGAGGCCCAAUCGAGAUGAAGGGUCACACGAGUUAGCAGUUGAAGCGGCAGAGUGGCAACAUGCUCAAGGCAAAACCUUUGCAGUGAUGUGCUCAGAGGUUUCUGAGAGGGUCGAAGAUGACCUUUGGAACCUGGGAGAAAGCAUGGUGCACCGUAUGCUUCCUUCAGAAGAGCGUGUGUGGAGUAACGAUUUUGAGUUUGCCAACAAGCUCUACCACGUCAUGAGCGAGGACCGGGUGCUGAACCACGAGGACACCAACGAUCUUCAACAGAAUUCCAAGGCACACCAGUCUGUGGAGUGCGAAGCUCAGUCAGUCUAUGAGGUGGAUGUGGAGCAGAUGUCAGAGGUUUUAGAGAACCAGUUUGUUUUCCACGAGGACACCGACGAUCUUCAACAGAAUUCCAAGGCACACCAGCAUGGAGCAGGCUACCUGGACCUCAAUUGCUGUGGGACAGAAUGCCGGGACAGCUUGGGCAAGCACAGAGGAGGAGGACUGUGGACGGAAGAUAGUGGUGCCGAGUCAGAGGGCAAGUACAAGGCUGUCUGGAAGAAGCUAGACAACGGCGAAUGGGUCCAAGGAAAAAUCAACGACAUCCACUACAAGGUGAACAAGUUUGACCCAAAAAAGUGGCAUGGAUCAGAAGAGUGGUCAGGACAGCGGUUUGUGGUGAGUGCGUUUACGUCACGAGCGCUGGACCAGGUGGACCCGCAAAAGUUGAACGAGCUGAAGAAGCUCGGGUUUCCAUUGCCACGACGGAACUUCGUUUACAUGUUCAAUGGUUCCAAACAAUGUGUGGACAACGUGAACUCUGAAGUUUAUGUUGGGGAAGAUGAUGGAGAACCUGUGGGAGAUGAAGUACCUGAGGGUGAUCUAGAUUUACCAGAUCCAGACCCUCUUCCUCAGGAUCCGAACUCCGAGCUCGAACCUUCACAGGAGGAGAAGAGGCUGUUGAAAAAGCUUCAUGAAAAUAUGGGUCAUCCUGCGCCACGAGAGCUUGCUAAGAUGUACGAACCUGGAAGAGUGGUGGGUGUGGACGUGAUCUUCCUUAGUGGCCUGGACCGCAGACAGAGCUUUCCUGCGUUGAACAUUGUGGACUGGGGAACGGGCUACUCAAUGGUGGAGCGGCUCAAAAACACCGAAGCUACCCACGCUUGGAGAACUUUCCAAAGAACCUGGGCAAGGACCUUCGGAAUCCCAGAGGUCAUAGUGGCGGAUUUGGGAACCGAGUUCAGAGGUCAGUUUGCUGAGUUGGCCGGACAAUCAGGGGCGCUGAUUCGUCACACUGCGGCAAGAUCACCAUGGCAGGCUGGCAAAACCGAACGUGCAGGUGCUCACUACAAGCAGGUCUAUGACAAGGCCCGGGAGUCCACCUUUGUCAGUUCGUGGGAAGAAAUCAAAACCUUGAUGUAUGAGGUGGAGAGUGCACGCAACAGGUACGGGAAUCGAAGUGGCUUUAGCCCUAUGCAGCGGCAGAUUGGACAUAAUCUACGACUUCCAGGCUCUCUUCUUUCAGACGACCACCUGGACCCGCAGCUAGUCAUUGAGAGCUCGGGAGAUGAGAUGAGGAGAGUGCUUGAAAUAAGGAAGGCCGCACAGGAAGCCUACAUCAAGUCCCAGACCGAGACAGCGAUCACCCGAGCCAAGAACGCCAGGUCAGCCGAGAGCAGUGCAGACAUGCUACCAGUGAAGAACAGGAGGGAUUUCCCCCUAGUGAAGAGGAUGAACAAGUUGGUGGUGGACUACCUCCUGGUGAUCCUCCAGAUGAUGGAAGGCCUGCAAGGCGAGCUCGAGUACAGGAUCCAGCUCAAGUUCCAGUACCAGAAGAUGAGGUCAGUGCAACGCAAUGAAGAGCUGGACGGGAACUUCAAAAGACAAAGGGGAUGGUUCUACUUCGAGGAGGGCAAGUGGAAGUUCGAGAAGGACGAGUGGGAGUUUGUGAAUCCCAACGACGAUGGCUCGGUGGAGAAGAUGACGGAUCUAUGGUUCAAAGAGCGCAAGAAGAAUGGGAAAACAAAGGGAUCAUGGGUUGGUUUUACGGUGUUCUCCAACAAGGAGGUGAACCUUGAAAACUAUCUGGCGACAAAAGCACGUGGGCAGGGAGAAGUUUUCGAGCACGAGAUUACUCCCGAGGAAUGGCCGGCAUGGCAGAAGACAGACCGCAGUGAAUGGGACAAGGUUGUCGAGACUGGAGCCAUCCGGGUGUUGGACCUUGAACGGUCUCUUGAGAUUCGCAACGGCCCGGAGAAAGACAGGAUUAUCCCAUCACGUAUGGUGAGACGUUGGAAACCGGGAGAGCAACCAGGUGAUCCGGAGACUAUGAAGAGCAGGUGGUGCUUGCGGGGUGAUCGGGAUCCAGAUUUGUUGGACCUAGAUCGGCAUGCGCCGACACUGAACACUACUUCUUUCGGAGUUUUGCUCCAGAUCGCAGCGAGCAUGCGAUACAAAGCGACCAUUGGAGAUCUCAAAAAUGCCUUUUGCCAGAGUUUGCCAUUGGUUCGUAAGAACGGAGCGCUCUACGCCAGUUUGCCUCGAGGAGGAAUCCAAGGACUUCAUGAACUACAACUGGUGGAAAUAGUGGCAGGAGUGUACGGCUUAGGCGACUCUCCCAAACACUGGAGACGCACACUGCGUGAGGCCAUACUCGGAUUAGGGUACAGGGAAUCGGUCAUGGACCCGACUGUGUACUUUCAUCAAUCACGAGGUGUCUUGAAUGGGGCAAUCGCAGUCGAGGUCGAUGAUUUGUUUACGUUUGGCAACAGCGUCCACAGUGAAAAGAUGCAACAGCUUCAGCAGAAGUUCAAGUUUGGAAAAUACGAAGACGUGAUGUUGGCCAAGGAUGGCGUGGGCUUUAACGGCCGAAGGAUCCGCCAGAAAGAGAACUACGAGUUUGAAGUCGAUAUGCACAAAUUCGUGUGCGAGAGGUUGAGCCCAGUGCAGCUGAGUAAAGGACGACGUUCAGAACCGAAGGCUCUGGCCAACGACAGCGAGAUAAACCAGAUGCGGGCGGUGAUUGGCGCGCUGAACUGGCUUGCAAAAGAGGGACGACCGGAUGCAGCGGCAGCAGCAUCUCUCGGAGCGAGUACCUUUCCACGACCGGUGGUACAAGACAUCCUGGACGUGAACGCCGCGGUCAAGCUGCUAAAGGAGAGGCCUGAGUUGACCAUCCGCAUUCGGAGCAUCGACAUGGAGCGGCUCUCAUGGGGUGUGAUAUCCGACGCGAGUUUCGGGAACGCCCAUGCAGGACACAGCCAAGGAGCCUAUGCCGUCUUGGCCUUCGAUGAGAUACAGAAGGUGGUGAACUCUACCUUGGCGGCGGAGACCCAAAGUCUGAGCAAAGGUCUUGGGGAGCUAAGCUGGAUUGUGACGUUGUUCAACGAGCUUACCGAUGUGAACUUCGAGCUGGUGGAUUGGGAAGAGAGACUCAAGAAGAAUCGCAUGAUCGCGAUGGCACCAGACUGUUCAAGCGAUGGACUAAAGUCGAGCCUAUGCAUCAUUGACGCAAAGGCCCUGUUUGACCAUCUGUCGAGAGAAACGACAGGUCCCUCCCAGGACAAGCGGACGGGAUUGGAAAUUCAAGUGGUCAGGCAACACAUGAACGCCAUUGCGGGUGAAGUUCGGUGGAUCCCUCAUCCACAGAUGAUUGUAGAUGGCCUGACGAAGAAAGGUUCAAACAUGAAAGCCCUGUAUGAGCUCCUGGACAGCGGUGAGUUUCAGAUCGUCGAUAUGGCGGAGGCUCUCGAAGAGAAACGUAAAGAACGUGAACAGCUCGGUUACAACAAGCGAUGA